ACAAUCUACUAGUUCUUCUUCUUUUUCUUCAAUCAUAAAACAACCUGCGAAGAAAAGGACGAUAAAAAUUCAGAAUCUUUUUGGUGACCCUUGUUCUCUAAUCGAUUACUCAAUCAUUUCUCACAGCUGGAUUGAAUCGAAAAAGGGCGAACAAAGAAAAGAAAAAGCUGCAGAAUCUGAAAUCUGUGAGUGAUUGUGUCUGUUGAAGAAGAGGAAACUAAAGAGUUUGUGGUUAAUAAAUGGCGAAAGCAGGAGGGAUCACGAACGCAGUGAACGUAGGAAUCGCUGUUCAAGCAGAUUGGGAGAAUCGAGAAUUCAUCUCACAUAUCUCUCUCAAUGUUCGUCGUCUCUUCGAAUUCCUCGUCCAAUUCGAAUCGACCACAAAGAGCAAAUUGGCAUCUUUGAAUGAGAAGUUGGAUCUUUUGGAACGUCGCUUGGAGAUGCUCGAGGUCCAAGUGAGUACUGCGACAGCAAAUCCUUCUCUGUUCGCUACGUGAAACACGCAUAGCCAGUAUCUGUUGAAAUCGAGAUCGAGCCUGAGCAUCUUUCGUUGAAUGUAUACCGUCGAAUCAUUCUUUCUUUCUUCCAUAGCUAUAGUAAACUAUAAUAGUCCACUAUUGAACUGUGUAUCGUUGUCUGCCUCCAUGUCUUUUGAAUGCCAAUAAACAUUUCAUUGUGUCAUAAAAUCGCUUGAUCAUUUUCUUCAACAAGAAUAUCUUUCCA
Messenger RNA from Eutrema salsugineum, 723 nucleotides. RefSeq names its product protein BRICK 1. The record is from RefSeq and is a predicted model, not a curated record. Gene Ontology annotation, molecular function: protein-containing complex binding. The transcript is spliced from 2 exons. Bases 240 to 497 code for a protein of 85 amino acids. Gene Ontology annotation, cellular component: SCAR complex. Gene Ontology annotation, biological process: actin filament organization; cell motility; regulation of actin polymerization or depolymerization. NCBI's taxonomy places the organism in Eukaryota, Viridiplantae, Streptophyta, Magnoliopsida, Brassicales, Brassicaceae.